AUGGGGAGAAAACCCGGAGAGGAAACCAACAAUAAUGUCGCGGUGGCUAUAGACAAAGAUAAAGGUAGCCAAUUUGCGUUGAAAUGGACUGUCGAGAAUCUUCUCUCCGGCGGUCAGACGCUCACUCUCCUCCAUAUUAGAACAAAGCAACCUUCUAGUAUGUCAGCCGCUUCUGCAGAAGCAAUUGAAGAAGCUGCUAGAAAAGCUAAAGCAGACACUCAAUACCAGGAAUUGUUCCUUCCGUUCCGAUGCUUUUGUGCGCGGAAGGAUAUAAAAUGCAAUGAAAUCAUUGUGGACGAUUUGGAUAUACCUAAGGGAAUAAUCGAAUACGUGACUAACAACAUAAUGGAUACUUUAGUACUCUCUGCACCAUCUAGAAGUGGGUUUGUAAGAAGAUUUAAGACUACCGAUGUUGCAAAUUCUGUACUGAAAGUGGCGCCAGAUUUCUGCACAGUGUACAUCAUCUCAAAAGGGAAAAUGUCGUCGGUAAAAAAUGCCAGCGCUCCGCCACCGACCGCAAAAAUAACCAGCCCCCGACAUCAGUUACAGAACCAAACUAGUCACUUGUCUGAAUCGAUGAUAGAUAAUUUGAGGACUAACCAAAAGUCAAGAGGAAUUGUUAAGCUGCCAUAUAUACCUCCUAGAAUUCAUGAAGACUUGGAUAUCAAGUCACCUUUUACAAGAUCAGGAAAGAGUUAUGCCAUUAACUAUAAGCCUCCCACAUUGCCGGAGACCGAUAUAUCAUUUGUUAGCAGUGGCAGACCAAGCACGGAUCGGAUGCUCCCAGGUUUCUACGAGAAUUCUGAUCCAGGAAUGACGCCGCGUUCGACGGGAUCAGAAUUUGAUGAAAGAUUUAGCUUUGCUUCAUCAUACACAACAAAGUCAGUGGAAUACCCUUCCCAAUUCUCAACAUGCUCACAAGAAAGUGGCAGAUCAUCUUGCUCCAUCUCAGCACCUUACAAUGAUGACUGGGAAUUAGAGAUGAAGAGGCUUAGAUCAGAGUUGAAGCAAACAAUGGAUAUGUAUAAUAACGCCAUUAAAGAAGCUGUCACAGCAAAACAGAAGGCUAAGGAGCUUCAUCAAUGGAAAAUGGAGGAGCAACAGAGAUUAGAGGAGGCAAAAUUAGCAGAAGGAGCUGCUCUGGCAAUCGCAGAGAGGGAAAAAGCCAAGUGUAGAGCAGCCCUUGAAGCAGUUGAAGCAGCUAAAAGAAUUGCAGAGCUUGAAGCUCAAAAGAGAAUAAGCGCAGAGAAGAAAGCUCGGAGAGAAACAGACGAGAAGAAGAAAACUGCCAAGAGUAAUUUCAGUCACGCCGAUCUCCGGUACCGGAGAUACACAAUAGAGGAAAUUGAAGAAGCAACUGAGCAUUUCUCAAGUUCUCGUAAAAUCGGAGAAGGAGGGUACGGACCUGUUUACAAGUGCUCUUUAGAUCACACUCCGGUCGCCGUAAAAGUUCUCCGACCAGACGCCGCUCAAGGCCGAUCACAGUUCCAACAAGAAGUUGAAGUUUUAAGCUGCAUACGUCAUCCAAACAUGGUUCUCCUCCUCGGAGCUUGCCCUGAAUACGGCUGUUUAGUCUACGAGUACAUGGCUAACGGAAGUUUAGAAGAUAGACUUUUCCGGCGAGGAAACACGCCGUCACUUCCAUGGCAACUCAGAUUCCGAAUCGCCGCAGAGAUCGGCACCGGUCUCCUCUUCCUCCACCAGACGAAACCAGAGCCACUCGUCCACCGUGAUUUAAAACCCGGAAAUAUUUUACUCGACCGGAACUUCGUGAGUAAAAUCAGUGACGUGGGUUUAGCCAGACUGGUCCCGCCGUCGGUGACCAAUGCUGUAACUCAGUAUCGGUUGACGGCGACGGCCGGAACUUUCUGCUAUAUCGACCCGGAGUAUCAGCAGACAGGGAUGUUGGGGAUAAAAUCAGAUAUUUAUUCACUUGGGAUUAUGUUUUUACAGAUGAUAACGGCGAGGCCGGCGAUGGGUUUGACUCAUCAUAUUGGAAGAGCCAUUGAUAAGGGAACUUUUGCAGAGAUGCUGGACCCUACUGUGCCCGACUGGCCGGUUGAAGAAGCUAUGACCUUUGCUAAACUAGCUCUACAUUGCGCCGAGCUCCGGCGGAAAGACCGGCCUGAUCUGGGUAAAGUUGUGUUGCCGGAGCUUGAAAGAUUGAGAGAACUCGCUGAACAAAACAUGCCUAUGUUUGGAUUCGGAGCUCCAUGUCCGGCGAGUUCGCCGAACUUCACCCAAACUUCAAUCUCAUCUUCUCAAGAAGUAAUAAGUGAUCAACCAUCACAUCAAUCUGGGUCUGAGGGUUCAAGAAGCAGGACAAGCACAUCUUCUCCUGCAGGAAGAAUACAGAGUGUGAACUGAGGUAUUUGUAUGUAU
This is a messenger RNA of Carica papaya (papaya), 2382 nucleotides long. RefSeq names its product U-box domain-containing protein 35-like. NCBI's taxonomy places the organism in Eukaryota, Viridiplantae, Streptophyta, Magnoliopsida, Brassicales, Caricaceae. The record is from RefSeq and is a predicted model, not a curated record. Gene Ontology annotation, molecular function: ATP binding; protein kinase activity. Gene Ontology annotation, biological process: protein phosphorylation.